Molecule: messenger RNA, 1770 nt
Organism: Seriola dumerili (greater amberjack)
Lineage: Eukaryota; Metazoa; Chordata; Actinopteri; Carangiformes; Carangidae
Gene: drc3
Product: dynein regulatory complex subunit 3
Exons: 13
Coding region: 134-1681 (515 amino acids)
Molecular function (GO): protein binding
Source: RefSeq, a predicted model, not a curated record
CAAGGUGCUAAAACUUAUAUCGUGUGAUUUUUUAGAGAGUAGAGUACUGUACUUUGGAGAAACAACAGCUGGGUUUUUGCGGUUGUCGUUGAGGGUUAAGUUUAGUUAAGCGUGCUUCCAACUCAACAGUAGAAUGAAGAAAUUGAAUUAUGAAUCUCAGCAAACUUUGAUGGAUGAAGAGGUUCUGCAAAAGGCAGUUGCAGAGCAAACUUCAAAGGCUGGGAAAACUGCCACGGCGGGGCGAAUAGACUUUGAUGCAGUCCCUCAUAUACGUCUGGAAUACAAAAACAUCCAGUGGAUUGACCACUUAUGGGACUUCACAUCCUUGGCCAGGCUUGAUUUGAACAACAACCUCAUAGAGAAGAUUGAGGGCCUGGACCGUCUAAUUAAUCUGACGUGGCUUGAUCUGUCAUUCAACAAAAUAGAGAAAAUUGAGGGUCUGGAGUCUCUCCAGAAGCUUGAAUUGCUGAAUUUGUCCAACAACAGAAUCUCUGUCAUUAAAAACAUGGAUAAACUUGAGACACUCAGUCAUUUCCUCAUUGCAAACAACCUCCUCGGACAGCUGGACAACGUACUCUAUCUCAGGAAAUUUAAGAACCUGUUCACCCUCAACCUAUCUGGAAAUCCUGUCUCUAAGGAGGAUGAUUACAAAUUUUUUAUUGCUGCCUACUUUCCAAACUUGAUGUACCUAGACUACAGACUACUUAGUGAUGAGACAAAAAAAGAAGCAUCUAGCAAAUACCACUAUGUCCUUGUGAAAAUGAGACAUGAAGAGCUGCAGAGACAACAAGCACAUGCUGCUGAGCAAAGCCAGAAAGCUGAACUUCAGUUACACAAAGAUGCCUUUGUGGAGUCCCUCAAUGGGUCUUAUCUGUUUGAGAGCAUGUUCAAAGAUGAUCCAGAGGCAGAGACACUACACUGCAUAAGAGAAGUGGCUUGUUUGCUUCAAACAUUUGAGCACCAGAUGGUGGAUCUGUGUAUGCAGUUGUUUGAAAUAGGCUUGGCUGAUCAUAAACGAAGAGAGACAGAGGUGAACUACUUCUUCAGAGGUCAGACUAGGGCUUUGACAGACUACCAGCAGAAAGUAUCACAGACAUUGGCAGAUUUUGAGCAGCAACACAAAGAGAGGAUAGUGGAGUUGCAGCAGUUAUCAGACCCAGAUGUAGUGAAAGUCAAGAUUAGCCACUACAAUGAUGAAAUCAGCAAGCUCAGUAACAGCCUCAUGUCACUGGAGUUUCAGAUGGUCAGCCAGUUGGAGGACAUCAUCAAAAAGUUGGACAUCAACAUCUCAGAAAUGGUUGCCAACUUCAGUGAAACUAUUCAAGGGAUGUUUGCCCAGUGUCGAGAUCUGGAGGAUAAUUAUAAUCAGAAUGUGCGAAAGAUUGCUGUUGCAACUCUGGAGAAAGUGGCCAAGGAUGACCUGGAUGACGACAUACCGGAUGAUGUUAGAAGUCUGUUUACAGACAAAGACACUGUGAUGGAUGCACUGUCCACCGGCCAUGAUAACCACCUGCUGAAGAUCAAUAACCGAGAGAAUGAGCUAGUUACAGGUGUCAAUGCCUGGAAAGUAGCCCUCAUUAAAGGGAUUCAAGACAAAGAACUUAAGCGAAACCGCAUGCACCUCUCGGACGUCCACAGAUAUGUGGACCAUUUGAGGGAGCAGCUGGAGGAGUGUCUGUAGCAUGAUCUUUGAGACAACUGAGUCCACAAACAUGAAUUUUAUUCAAGUAAUUGGUAAAGAAAAAAAGGAACAGGAUAUUUUCACAACCU